AUUUUUUUCUUCCACGAGCACACACAGGCACACUUGAGGUAGACUUUGUACUUUGGAGAGAUAUUAAUUGAGAGUGAAGUUCAACUCAAGUUCUCUAAUGUGUGUUUGAAGGUGGAUCAGUCCUGGUGUAAGGAGUGUAUCUUGGAUGUGCCUCAGGAGGAACUUUACCAGCUGUCACAACUCAUUCACGUUGGAAACAGAUGUGUGUUUUAUAAAUUCUUAAGAAGUCUGUUUAUUGCGACAAGCUACAGUUCAAUAGGAUCACAUUUUUAUUAGGAAGUCAUCCCAGAAUCAAACAAGGUAUGUUCUUUUUUUAUAUUAUUUAUCACAUUUAUUUUUUUAAGUUGAUUAAUUUUAGAACUCUUCUCCGCUUUCAUUGAAUGUGUUUCCUCAAACUGUAGAGAAGUUAUUGAGCAAAUAAAUCACAUGAAGCUCUUGUGAAACUUUGGCUAUUUCUGUUUUAUCAUGUAUAAUCUUGAUAGCUGAUUUAUAAUGAGCAAUUUGGUUGUAGUGGAAUUUUCUGGCAUGAUAUAUCUGGAAAUGUUUUGUUUUAGUGAUCCCAAAAUAUUCUCGACUUUUGAAAUCACAAAAAUGAGAAAAGCCGGUUAUUUUGAGUCUCAUCCCCUGGGACCAGAUGGUUUAACAUUUAACAACGUUGACUAUCAAUCGAUGCUAUCUUUGUCUGUUUUUUUUUUUCAAUAACCUUACAAAAAUACAAUGAUAAAACCUCAAUGCCCCCCUGCUGCAGUGCCAUGUGGAUUGUCCCUGUCUUGCUGCUAGCCCUCUCCAGCGGGGUUCUAUCUCUGGAUAAACUUAACAUAUGUAUGGAUGCCAAACAUCACAAAGUAUCUCCUGGACCUGAGGGAAAAUUAUACCUUCAGGUAUUGAAUAAUAAAGUCUAAACAUAUUCCAGAUUUUUUUUUAAAUUGUGCUUUUAAUUUUCUUGUCUCAUCUAAACUUUCUGAUACUAUGACAUAAGAAUAACCUCUUUUCUCUCCCCCUUUCUUCUAGUGUGCUCCAUGGAAAGAUAAUGCAUGUUGUACAGCAAACACCACUGAAGAAGCCCAUGAAGAUAAUUCCUACCUGUACAACUUCAACUGGAAUCACUGUGGUGCCAUGAGUGAUAGGUGCAAAAAACACUUCAUCCAAGACACCUGCUUCUAUGAGUGCUCCCCUCACUUGGGGCCUUGGAUUCAAAAGGUGCGUGCUUCACAUAUUUGCAGUCAGCUUCUGCUGUAUGUGUGUGUCUGCAGCACUAGAUGGCAGCAUAAGAGGCAGGAAGAGCUAGUAAAAUCUACUCAGAUGUGAUUACAGUAAUAAAAAGAUAAGAAGCUAAUCACUUUUUAUUAAGAUGAACUUUGUAACACUCACCUGUUCAAGCUGAAGGAAUCUUUACUCUAUCUUUACACUAACCUUACAGAAACUGUAAGGUGAGUUAAGGUCAGUUUUAGGAAUACAUGUCUCAGGUUCAGAUCAUGUGAAGUAGCUGUGUAUGUCCGUCUGAAGGUGGAUCAAUCCUGGCGUAAGGAGCGUAUCCUGGAUGUGCCUCUGUGCAAAGAAGACUGCCAUGAAUGGUGGGAGGACUGCAAGAACGACUUUACCUGUAAGACUAACUGGCACAAGGGAUGGGACUGGAGCUCAGGUAUGCAUUAAAUAUGAGCACACACAAACACCUCAUCCCUGAAAACUUACAAGAAGGUCAAUGCAGACAUGCUUAUUGUUUGUACACUCAAAACACAGAUAUCUUUCAUGCAAUCUAAAUAAAAUCCAAACAUAUAUGAGAAACAAGUGGACUCUGAAAACUAUCUCCCCUGCAGGUAUGAACAAAUGCCCCCUUGACAGUAAAUGCAGAAAGUGGACCGAAGUUUUCCCCACACCCAAGGAUAUGUGUGAAAAAAUCUGGUCCAACUCCUACCUUUACACCACCCACUCCAAAUCCUCCGGCCGCUGCAUGCAGCUCUGGUUCAACGGGACGAACCCCAACACGAAGGUGGCUGAGCACUACCUCAACAGUGCUCGGCAACAGCAAAGCUUUGCUUUGACCACGCUGCUUUUCCUGGCUGUCACAGCUUCAUCUAUGAUGCAGUAGCAGAAUCAUAGCUUUGAAUCAUCCUUUAUUAUUGCGGUGUAAUCAAUAAACUUAUUUUGAAUGCC
Molecule: messenger RNA, 2154 nt
Organism: Xyrichtys novacula (pearly razorfish)
Lineage: Eukaryota; Metazoa; Chordata; Actinopteri; Labriformes; Labridae
Source: the annotation of a GenBank genome assembly